Symbiodinium natans is the source of this 807-nucleotide messenger RNA. NCBI's taxonomy places the organism in Eukaryota, Dinophyceae, Suessiales, Symbiodiniaceae. The record is from the annotation of a GenBank genome assembly.
AUGGCGGAGCCCGAGCCUACAGAGGAACUGCCUCAGAUUGGUGGCGAUCCGCACAACGCCGUGCAGAUCAGGCCUGUGCGAACCACGUACGGUGAGGACAUCCCGGCAGGUGGCUAUGUUGUCAAGAUGGCCAAGUCAGCACCGCUGUCCGAUUUGAAGGCUGCCAUGACGCAGAAGCUCAGUAUCUCGGAGGACACGAUCACGUUCGCAUACGAGGGUGAGGAGAUGGAUGAGAAGAAAACCAUCAAGGAGAAUGGAAUCCCUGAGCCUGGACCUGCUGCUAGGCGAGCUGGUGCCAAGGUGGAACUGCUGUUCUUGAUUCGAGCUGGUGUCGAAAUCGGUGCGCAACGGGCUCGCAGAGAGGCGGCAGAGGCGGCAGAAGCGGAAGAACGUCGACGCCUUGAAGAGGAAGCCAUAAAGAGGAAGGAAGAGGAAGAGAGGCGGCAAAAGAUGGAAGAGGAACAGAAGAUGGCCGCCAAAAGAAAGGCUGAUGCCGAGGCUGAGCUUCGGCGACAGGAGGAAGCACGCAGGAACAACCGGUGCGUUCUACGCUGCUUAGAAAUUGGAGGAGGCGGUGGCAAGGAGCUAGUCACUGCCAGCAACUUGACGGUGAUGGAGGUUGCUCGCCAGCUGUGCCGAGAGCUAAACAUGCUCCGAGAUGAAGAGCAUCAAGGCGGAAUUGUGCUUCUCCACAAUGGCCAGCCACUUCCAGGACGCCAGACGCUUCAUGAUGCAGGCAUACGAAACAACGAUGAGGUGUACUACUUCUGGGGUGAGGGUGGCGAGGCGGUGGCGGAGCUCGGAUAG